GUGCUCUGCUCUUCCGCACCCUUUGAUCCGAAAUUCGACGUCAAAGAUUCCAGCUUCCCCUAUCUCCAAAUCGUUCUCGUCCCCUCCCUAUUGUCGAAUGCAGCAAGGCAGAGGAUCCGAAUCCAUUUUUAACAACUCAAAUGUUGUUUUGGUUCCUCUCUAGUUAUACACAAGCAGCUAACAAAUCAAUAUCAGCACGUUCUACCCUCCUACAAAAGUAGGGAAACUUUCUACUGCUCAAGUGGUAGGUUCCUCUCUAGUUAUACACAAGCAAGCAGCUAACAAAUCAAUAUCAGCACGUUCUACCCUCCUACAAAAGUAGGGAAACUUUCUACUGCUCAAGUGGUAUUGAUCCAUCUUUCUUAAUUUCCCUCUAAUUCAACAUACUAUCACAACUGAUGAAGCUUUAAGAUAUCAGUUUGGGUUGAAUUCAUGUGGGCAUAAUGCUAGCUCUUGGUGUUUGGCCUCUGAAAAUUGAUUCUUCGAAGGUAUAUCAUUCGGAUUUGGAACAGGGUUUAUCCCCAAAUUCAAUUUCCAGAAGGGGGUUUGUCGAAAGACUAGACCUUGCUCCCACUAGUGUAUUGUUUGUAUCAAGAAUUUCUGAGUCUCGGUUCAAUUUUCUUAGAUUUUACGGCCCACAAAAACAUUGUAUUGGCUCAUUUUCAGCAUUACCCUUACUGUCCGAGGAACAAGCAACCAUCUGUACCACUUCUGAACAAGAUCAACUGUCACGGAGCCGGGUUACCACGUCAACUCAGGCUGAGGCAGGAAUUAUUAAGGGUAAGAGAACAAGAGUGAGGGUUGAUGUUAAAGAACUUGCACAGAGAUUGCACACAGCCAAGAAUGCAGACGAUGUUGAAGAUAUUCUAAAGAACAAUGAUGAACUUCCCCUCCAAGUGUACUCAACUUUAAUUAAGGGUCUUAGUAGAAACAAUAGGCUAGAUUCUGCAGUCUCACUUGUUGAGUGGUUAAGAAGAAGAAGAAAGAAAGACACUUCUUCUACUGUUCUUCCGAAUCUUUUCAUCUACAACAGUCUCUUAGGAGCAGCAAAAGAGGCUGAAAAGUAUGACGUGGUUGACAAAGUAAUAGAGGACAUGUCCUCAGCUGCAAUUAAUCCCAAUAUUGUGACAUAUAACAUUCUAAUGAGUUCAUAUAUACAGAAAGGUCAAGAACUCGAAGCUCUCAAUCUUUUCUAUGAGAUACCGAACAAGGGUUUAUCUCCAAGCCCUGUUUCCUAUUCCACGGCCUUAUUUGCUCACCGAAGACUCCAAGACGCGUUUGGGGCCGUGAAAUUGUUCACAGAACUGAGAGACAAGUAUCAUGCCAAGGAUGAGUUUCCCAAGCUUGAGAAUUUCACCACCCGAAUAUGUUACCAGGUGAUGAGACAGUGGAUGUCAAAGAGGGAAAAAUCAAGCACAGAUAUAUUGAGACUAAUGAUAGAAAUGGAUAAGGUGGGGCUUCAGCUUGGGUGUGUAGAAUCUGAGCGCCUCAUCUGGGCAUGUACGCGUGAAGAACAUUACUCAAUUGUUAAAGAGCUCUACCAAAGGAUAAGAGAGAGAGACUCCGGAAAUAUUAGCUUAACUGUUUGCAACCACGUGAUCUGGCUAAUGGGGAAAGCCAAAAAAUGGUGGGCAGCUCUUGAAGUAUAUGAAGACUUACUGCUUAAAGGGCCAAAACCAAACCAGUCCUCUGAUGAGCUUAUAGUGUCACAUUUUGAUGUUCUUCUCAGUGCAGCCAGGAAAAGAGGAAUAUGGAAAUGGAGCAUUAGGUUACUCAAUAAGAUGGAAGAGAAAGGGAUCAAACCGCGAAGUAAGGAAUGGAAUAAUGUCCUUGUGUCAUGUUCAAAGGCUUCGGAAACAUCAGCCGCCAUAGAAAUAUUCAAGAGAAUGGUGGGAAACGGUGAAACCCCGACUAUCGUAUCCUACGGGGCCUUACUAAGUGCCCUAGAGAAAGGGAGGCUUUAUGAUGAGGCGGAUCGGGUAUGGAAACACAUGGCAACAGUAGGUGUAAAAGCAAAUUUGUACACCUACACAACCAUGGCUGCGAUCUACAGCGCCCAGAGUAAAUCCAAUGCGGUAAACUCCAUCAUCCGGGAAAUGGUGACACUCGGGAUUGAUCCAACAGUAGUCACAUUCAAUGCUGUUAUCAGUGCUUGUAUACGGAAUGGUAUGGGGAGUGCAGGGUAUGAAUGGUUUCAAGAAAUGAAAGCUGCAAACAUAAGCCCUAAUGAGGUGACCUAUGAAAUGCUGGUUGUGGGGCUUGCUAGUGAUGGUAAGCCGAGGAUGGCCUUUGAGCUGUAUGUUAGGGCUCUCCGCGAGGGUAUGGUUCUUUCAGCGAAGGCUUAUGAUGCUGUCAUCCGUUCUUCAUUGCUACAUGGACUUACUAUUGAUGUUACCACUCUUGGGCUCCGGCCAGUGGAAAAACAUAGAAAUGUGCAAAGUAGAAACUCUUUGAUGGAGAAGAUAAAAUGAGGAUGAAGAUGUUUAGGGGGAAGGGAAUGGGAGGCUGCAAUGGAAAAUGGGAGAGGAAGAGGAGAAAAGGUUGGAUUGCCAUGAGAAAGGGAGAGGAGAUGAGCUAUUUAUACCGGGAUACACAAGGUGCAAGCCCUUGUGCACACAUAUCUUUUUUCUUUUGUCAACCUGAUGGUUAGCUUGAGGGGACCUCGUCAUCUUGGUCCUGAUGAUGAACUAAUGGAGAUAAUGGGGUCUCCUUUGCAGUUGGUGGAGUUGGGCAGCUACACUAUAUUUGGACAUAUUGCGAUUGGUUCUAGGCUUCUAGCAUUGCUCCAACUGUGUUUCAGUUUAUCUAUUGCAAAGCAUUGCAUGGGUAACUUCCAUUUAAGAUGGCAGUGGAGUUCGCAGGUGACUGUGUGAGUUUGGCGUUCAAUGAGGAGAAGCUUACCUAUGUCGUUUAUGUCGUCUGUGGCCAGCUUGUAUUUCUAGAACUAUAGAAGCUUGGCUUUAAAAGAUAUGGAAGUGUUUGUCUACGUAUUAUAUGGUAUGUCAUGUGAAAAGGUACUUGUUAAAUAUUACUCGUAAAUCGCAUUUGUGCAAAACUGUUACUAAAACCGAUAAUUGUGUUGUGCCUAUAUGAAGUGUACUUCAAUUCUACAAAUAAAUUCAUAAACCUUGUAAAAAGAAAGACGCUUGCUUAGACUUAUUACUCAAACUUAUUAGCUUUGUUAACCCUAGAUAGAAAAAACUUGAAUCAAUAGAUAACAAUGUCACAAAAGAAGCUAGGGUGGGGUGUGCUUGGUUACACAUUCUUGAAUAAAAAAAGUUAAGCUACCCUGGAUCAAAGAGGAUCCAACAUAGUAACUUGGUUCAUUUGAGUGUACAUACUCUUAUAUAUGACAACAAUCUUACAAACAAACUUUAAAGACCGAGUAUUCUCCUUUUUUCAUUCAAACUUUAGAAGCAGUAACAUUGGUUCUCCAAGGUAUGAUUUAUAUUGGUUUCAUCCUUUUUUUUUAAAAAAAAUUGUAUCCCAUUUUGCAGCCUUGCAGAGUUGCAGGUGAGGUCUUUCUAUUUGAGAAAUGCAUGCGUUCAGAGUCUUCAGACAUCUUUCUGUUUUUGUAAAAAAUGUUUCAGUUAUGCAAUUGUGAAUUUAGAUUUGUAAUACCGAGUACUAGUAGCCCAAUUUCAGAAGUUGGAAAUGAAAUGUACCCACCUUUGGUGCACCUUAUAACUGUUCUUAUGCCUGGUGUUAUUCAAUAACCCUAAACUUGUAUGGAUGUGUCUUUCUUUGAUUUGUAUAGAGUACAUCACUACAUCCCAUGCAAAAAAGAAGAAAAAACAAAAACAUAUACUACAUAUUAGUUUUCGAUCAAGUUCUUUCCAUGGCAUCCAAGAUUAGUUUUUGUUGAUAUAUGCAACUAUGCGAGCUUAGUCACAAAGGCCGGUCCUAUAUUUUUCAAGGAUUAGAGGAAAUGUGCUAAUAUUGAGUGGAAAAAAGCACCGAUCUAAGAAAGCGGAGCAACUCCUUCCGAUCUCCCUAGCGGUUCUGCCGUGCAGGGUUUUUUCUCCCUAGCGGCUCUGCUGCGUAGGGUUUUUCCUCCCUAGCAGCUCUGCCGUCGCGUAUGGUUUUCUUUCCACCAACCGUUUUCAAUCUUGAAGGAGGAGUGAGUGCAUCAUCAGCUUUUGGAAAUGAAUUCAAGAUCCAAUAAAGGAUAAUUAUGAGCCAUGUGGGUGAUCUAGAGUAGCGUUGGUUCAGGCCUGCAAUCGAGGAGGAAGUUAGAGUGUUAGUUUUUGGCAAAUCAGCAUGGGUAGAGGGCGGUGUUGGUAGUGGAGGUGGCUCGGGCGACGAGAAGAUGUGGAGAGGUGAAGGGCUGAGCAAGGGAGAAGAUAGAUCGGCGGUCCACCCCCCUCCUGAACCGCCGCCUUGGAGCGAUCAAGUUGUUAGAGUUUGAAAGUUUUAUUAGUUAUUUAAUUUUUCAUGAUUUUAUUUUUGUGUUAUGUUUUACGUUGCUCUGUCUUUUGUUGAUGUCUUUAGUUUUAGGUCUACAAUAAUGAUUGACAAUUCUGCUAGAUAUUAUUUCCAUGGAAGGAUCUUUAUGGCCAGUGAUUGUGUUGUGUCACAACCGUUUGGUGGUUAGCGAUUUGUAUUGCUCUUUUAGGGGUGACCGUCUCUGAGUCUAGUCGUAGGGUUGAUAGUGCUAGUUGGUUAGGGAUAAUUGUUGUCAGUGUUAGUCU
Molecule: messenger RNA, 4691 nt
Organism: Cuscuta epithymum
Lineage: Eukaryota; Viridiplantae; Streptophyta; Magnoliopsida; Solanales; Convolvulaceae
Source: the annotation of a GenBank genome assembly